AUGUUUCCAUUUCUUGGUUCUCCCGUAAAAAUAUAUAGUAAUCCAGAAACUGUAAAAAUUAAUGUUCGAGGCAAAGAGACCAAUGAAAUUAAAUUGCUUGAUUAUAUUUCGGAAAAAUGUCCUUCUCUUAUAGGCAAAAAUGCUGUGUAUUAUCCUACUUUGUGGCUUCCAAAUGGACACUUGCAAAGUGCUUAUGCUGCCUACGCAAACUUUGAUGGAAUUCAUUUAAUCAACUAUGAAAGGAAAUUCGUAGAAACACCUGAUGGCGGUCAGAUCGCUGUUGAUUGGACUCCUUCAAUAUCUCAAAAACCUUUUGAUAAUACACCGACAAUUGUUGUAUUACAUGGAUUAACUGGAGGGAGUCAUGCAUCAUACAUUAGAUGUUUACUUGAAGUUCUUAUAAAUCCACCUCAUAAUUAUCGUGCCGUUGUGAUUAAUUUUCGUGGGUGUUCUGAAUCACAAAUUACAUCACCUAGGCUUUAUUCUGCUGGAGUAACUGAUGAUUUACGAACUUGUUUACAAUAUAUUCAAAAAUGUAUUCCAAAUUCACCGUUGAUUGCUGUUGGAUUUAGCAUGGGUGCUAAUUACCUUGGUGAGGAAGGCGAAAAAACGCCAUUGAUUGCAGCCGUAUCCGUUGCCAAUCCAUUUGAUCUCGUCGGAGGAGGCAAGGCUUUAGUACGAACAUAUUUGGGUAAAUACAUAUAUUCGCCAAUUCUUGCGAAAGGUCUUAAAGCUUGCCUUAAAAGACAUGAACAUAUUAUGAAACAAGAUAAGAGAAUUAAUAUUUCCACAGCCAUGACGUCACAAUCUAUUCGUGAAUUUGAUACCCACGUAACAUCUAAAUGCUUUGGUUUCGAUACCGUGGAUCAUUACUAUCGAGAUGCUAGUUCUUACUUUUACGUUACUAAAGUACGCGUGCCUUUAUUGUGCCUUAAUGCUGAAGAUGAUCCUAUUGUACCUCCCGAGUGUCUACCUUUUGAUGAGAUAAUAUAUAAUCCAAAUUGUAUUUUGGCUACCACUUAUUAUGGUGGUCACCUUGGGUGGUUUACUGGCUUUCGAUCUCCUACUAAAUGGUGCAUAAAGCCACUUAGUGAAUUCUGUAUCGCUAUUUUUGAGGCCAAUGAUUCAAAUGCAGGGUCAAAACCAAUUUCAGAAACAAUCGAAGAUGAUACAUCUUCAAGCGAAGGAAGUACAGCUGUUGAUA
This is a messenger RNA of Racocetra persica, 1204 nucleotides long. The record is from the annotation of a GenBank genome assembly. NCBI's taxonomy places the organism in Eukaryota, Fungi, Glomeromycota, Glomeromycetes, Diversisporales, Gigasporaceae.